GUCUUGAUGUAAUAUUUCAAUUGUACAAUUUAAUCAUUCUAAAUGAAAGUUUUAUACAUUUUAUAUCAAGACAUUUUCUUUUGAACCGUAUGUUUGUUUAGCAAUUGCUACAUUGCUAAAUAAACAUGCAUAUUAAGUGCAUGAAAGCCAAAUGGAAAUCUGUUACAGGCAGUAUUACUUGUGUUUAACAUAUUUAAGCGCUAUAUCAACAACACCACAAUCGAACGAUGGUUCGUCUGCUGAACAUUCACGGGAUAUCUGAUGCAGCCCCUUGGACCAGCUAAAAAAUUCUGCUCCUGUAAACAGUGGUAUUGGGAUYCAUUUAUUACAAAAAAUGGGAUGGAAACCAGGAGAAGGUCUUGGAAAGAAUCAAUCUGGAUCUUUAGAACCACUUUUACUGGAUGUAAAAAUGGAUAAAAGAGGACUGGUAGCUGAAGAAGAACUCCAAGGAAGCCGUAUCAAGAGAUUUGCAAAAAAAGCAACAGUGCUACCAGUGUUGUCACUGGAAGGAAAACAUCCAGUUUCAUUAUUGAAUGAAUUUUGUGCAAAACGUAAGUGGGACAUACCUAAGUUUAAUACCCUUGAUGAAUCUGGCCCUAGUCAUAGAAAAACAUUUAUCAUGACAGUAGUUGUCAAUGGAGUACAAUACUGUUCAUCAAGAUGUCAAACAAAAAAAUUGGCAAAAAUGGAAGCUGCUAAAGAGUGUUUAAAAGAAAUUGGAUUGUUAAAUACAACAAACGCAUAAUUUUUUAAAUGUCAAAAUAAAAAAUACUGGUCUUAAUUAUUUUUAUUGUUGCCUUGUA
Molecule: messenger RNA, 803 nt
Organism: Diuraphis noxia (Russian wheat aphid)
Lineage: Eukaryota; Metazoa; Arthropoda; Insecta; Hemiptera; Aphididae
Gene: Son
Product: Son RNA binding protein
Biological process (GO): regulation of mRNA splicing, via spliceosome; regulation of cell cycle
Molecular function (GO): RNA binding
Source: RefSeq, a predicted model, not a curated record